CAAAUCCGAUUCUCAGGGUCGAGGAUCUUCAAAAACUAUUUUCUUUUAAUUUAUCUCAUAGCGCACACAGAUGCCAAAGCUUGCAGAAGACAUACAGACCACAAAAGAAAAACUAGAAGCAGCAGGAGUCUUAAUGAAGAAAAAGAGUCAAGGUGAAGUAUCGAGUGCAACAACGAGAAGCCAGUCAAGGAACAGGACGGGGGUGGUAGGAGAAGGAGGACCAAGUACGAGCAACGGAACAACAGGAACCGGUGGCACGGAACGACCAGAAGGAGAAGACGUAGACAGGGAACCAGCUUCACCGCCAUCAGUAGGACAACCUGGAAGAGACGUACCCCCGGACAGAAGUGAGGAAGGAGAAGAGAGGGAAGAUGAAGGAGACGACAACAGAGAAGGUGGCUUUCAAUAUCCUCGAAAGUGUAUCUCCCUGCUCAGCGCUCUCGAAGGCAUAUCUUCCCGCCCAAUACUCUCGAAGGCAUAUCUUCCCAACCCCACAUCUUGGGGGGCAUCCGCGCCCACACCUCCUUCCUCGUCAUCCAUGUCAAAUUUCCUAUCCCCGAUUAUCAGAGAGGGAGUACGAGAUAGCAGAUCCAGAGGGGCAAGGCCUAAGAGAUUCUGAGAGAGGAGACAGCAGAGAGGCACUGGUGGAACGGGGGUGAUACCUGACCAGUUUUUUGGAGAGAGAGAUCGUGUGGAGAGACACAGAGCUGAUGGCGUGAUACUUUGGGAAAUCAUGUAGAACCGUAUGAAGAGAUGACGCCGAGAGAGAAGUGGUGGCAGGCGAUAGGUUUUGCGCUGGACACGGAACAGGACGUGUUCGCGGCAGAGAUGCUGAAAGGUUUCAACCUGAUGUACGGAGGAGAAGAGGCAGAGGGGGCGAAGAGACCUAACGCAAAGAGAGCCGGGUCACCGCUGAGGAGGCGAGACGAGCGACCAAGGACCGAGUUGUUAAUCAUUGGUGAUGAUGGAGAAGAAGAAGUAGACGAGCGGAUCGGUAAACCCCUGAGCGGCUUGACUUUGAUGCCACUUACGCCCUAUUUCGAGAACCGAGUGAAGACGCUGAAGGCAUACGUGCCGAUGACAGUUUUUGAUGCGGGGUGGAUCAAAAGAGACCACAGGGCGGCGGGUACGAAAAAGGUGAAGACGCUGAAAGAAGGAUCAUGGAUAGACGCCAUAGACUUGUUUAUCAAGUAUUUAGAGGAAGAAUAUGACCGGCCAAAGGCAGCGAAGAUGUUCACAAAACAUAAGGAGAACGUGGUAAAGGUGAAGAAGUUGACGAAGUGCUGGAUGGUAGCGUUGCGAUAUGACAUGAAGGUUAGGUUGAUUGUGAUGAAGGUGAAGAAAGUGAAAGGGAAGAGGGUGAUGGAAGACGCAGGGUUUCUGCACGACGACC
This is a messenger RNA of Melampsora larici-populina 98AG31, 1393 nucleotides long. RefSeq lists its product as uncharacterized. Lineage: Eukaryota; Fungi; Basidiomycota; Pucciniomycetes; Pucciniales; Melampsoraceae. The transcript is spliced from 5 exons. The annotation marks the transcript as partial. The record is from RefSeq and is a predicted model, not a curated record.